AAAGAAGGUCGGGCACAGAGAGAGAGAGAGAGAGAGAGUAAAACACUUAGCACAGAAAAAAAAUAAAGAGAGAGAGAGAGAGAGAGAGAGAGAGAGAGAGAGGGAGAGAGUUUUUCACAGUUCUAUCUAUUUUAAUGGCGGUUAGGGUUUUUCAUUGAUCCCCCAAAUCCCUUUCUAGAAAAACCUUAAUUCUUUUGUUUCUUCUCUCCUUCUCUUCUCUCUUUUUUUAAAAUUAACAAACACACACAAAAAAAAAAAAAAAAACCCUAAUUUGAACUUUCUAGAAGCGCGUCUCUCCAUUUCGAUUCGGAUUAAAUUUCUCGAAAAUUUCGGGGAUUCGAAUUCGAAAAUCGAGGAUACAGGAGCUGCUUCCUCCAUGGGCGCUCCAGAGAAGUCACAGGCCAACGCCAACAAUUCGAUGCAGCGUGUAAAGGUCUACCGUUUGAAUGAUGAUGGGAAAUGGGAUGACCAAGGCACUGGGCACGUCAGUGUUGACUAUAUGGAGCGAUCAGAAGAGUUGGGUUUGUUUGUUGUUGAUGAAGAAGACAAUGAGACGUUACUUUUGCAUCGUAUCAGCUCAGAUGACAUUUACAGAAAGCAAGAAGAUACCAUUAUUUCAUGGAGAGAUCCAGAAUAUUCGACGGAAUUGGCACUCAGCUUUCAAGAGACCACUGGAUGCACUUACAUAUGGGACAAUAUCUGCAAUGUGCAAAGAAAUCUGCAUUUUAAUACUCUUAACAAUGAUACAUUUCACAGUGUGAACAGUGAGUUGAGGGAGUUGCCUGCCGUUGAGCUAUCCACACUUCCUCUAAUACUUAAGACUGUGGCUGAGAGUGGCAUUGCUGAUCAGAUGCGGCUGACAGAACUCAUUGGGAAUGAUCAAGAAUUUUUUCGAAAGCUGAUGGACCUGUUUAGAAUCUGUGAGGAGUUGGAGAAUGUUGAUGGCCUUCACAUGAUAUACAAAAUAGUCAAAGGGAUUAUUUUGCUCAAUAGUCCUCAGAUCUUCGAGAAGAUAUUUGGUGAUGAAUUGAUCAUGGAUAUUAUUGGUGCACUGGAGUAUGAUCCAGAGGUCCCUCGUGUCCAACAUCAUCGUAAUUUUUUAAAAGAGCAUGUUGUUUACAAGGAGGCCAUACCAAUUAAAGAUCCUUUAGUUCUGUCAAAAAUACACCAGACAUACAGAGUUGGUUAUUUGAAGGAUGUCGUUUUGGCUCGAGUAUUGGAUGAGGGCACAAUUGCAAAUCUCAAUUCCAUAAUUCAUGGAAACAAUGCACUUGUUGUUUCUAUGUUAAAGGAUGACAGUACCUUUAUCCAGGAAUUAUUUGCUAGGUUGAGAUCGCCCUCCACUUCUGCAGAGUCUAAGAAGAAUUUGGUGUACUUCUUGCACGAGUUUUGUAGUUUAAGCAAGAGCCUGCAGAUGGUCCAACAGCUCCGGCUAUUUAGGGAUCUCAUGAAUGAAGGUAUCUUUGACAUCAUCACUGAUGCUUUGCAGAGUCAAGACAAAAGGCUUGUAUUAACUGGGACAGAUAUCCUUAUUCUUUUCUUGAAUCAGGAUCCAAACCUUCUUCGUUCUUACGUUGUUCGGCAGGAAGGAAUUCUACUUUUUGGACUCUUGGUUAAAGGAAUGAUUACAGAUUUUGAGGAGGACAUGCACUGCCAGUUUCUUGAAAUUCUUCGCAGUUUACUGGAUUCAUACACAUUGUCUGGAGCACAGAGAGAUACUAUUAUAGAGAUUUUCUAUGAGAAGCAUUUGGGUCAACUAAUUGAUGUUAUAACAGCAUCUUGUCCUUCGGAAAGUGGAGCUCAAUCAAGUGAUAAAUCUGAAGGAUCUGGUGGAAGUAUUGGAAAUGAAAAUGGCACAAAGCCUGAAAUACUGUCAAACAUAUGUGAAUUGCUGUGCUUCUGUGUUCUGCACCAUCCAUACAGGAUAAAGUGUAACUUUCUCCUUAAUAAUGUGAUAGACAAAGUUUUGCUGUUGACGCGAAGAAGGGAAAGAUACCUAGUUGUUGCUGCUGUUCGAUUUGUUCGCACUAUUCUUUCCCGCAGUGAUGAGCAUUUGAUUAGUCAUAUUGUUAAGAACAACCUUCUCAAACCAAUUGUGGAUGCCUUUGUUAGUAAUGGCAAUCGUUACAAUCUGCUCAACUCUGCAGUAUUAGAACUUUUUGAGUACAUUCGAAAGGAAAACCUGAAAUUAUUGCUUAAAUAUAUAGUUGAUUCAUUUUGGGACCAGUUGGCCAAAUUUGAGAAUUUGGUUUCUAUUCAGUCACUAAAAGUUAAAUAUGAGCAGUCCCUGGAGAAUUGUGGAACAAAAGGCACUGGUAAUGUGUCAGAGAACAGAAAACGAAUUGAUGAGCGUGCUCUAGAGAAAGAAGAGGAGGAUUAUUUCAAUGAGGACAGUGAUGAAGAAGAUACAGCAUCUGCAUCAAUGUCACAUACCCAAAAAGUACAGUCUCAACCUGUUUUAUCCAAUGGAGUAACUGCAAGCGGCCCACCAUCAAGUCCAAGAUCUGGUGGACUGGUUGACUAUGAGGAUGACGAGGAUGAUGAAGACUACAGACCACCACCCAGGAAGCAGCCAGAAACUUCUGAAGAAGUUGAAGGAACUAUGGAGGCUCUUAGGUUGAAGCGGAAACUGGCAUCCAAGGAUAACAAGCCUGAGGUGACAAAGAAGCAGCGGUUUGGAAAGAACUCCAGGUCAAAAGAUAACGUAUUUGCUGCUUUGUGUACAACACUAAGCCAGGCGGUGCUACCCAGUAAGAAAAUUGCUAGCACCAUGCACGGGACUCCUUGUACAACUGAUGGUAAUCAAAGCUCAGGUGAAGAAAAUCAUCAGGAGAAACCUGCUACUGACAAAAGUGGUUCUGAUAUCCCCACCACUACUGAUGAGAACCAUAAAGAGAAGGAACCGGUUGCUUCUAGAAUAUGUUCUGAUCGCUUGCAUAGCAAUUCAGACAGUAGGCAGUUGGGUGGAGAGGAGUCUCCAUUAAUACCAUCAAACUCCUCACCUGAAAUGGCUGUAAAUGGAUCCUAAUAUAUUCAGAGCCAUAUUCAGCAAGAUUGACAUUUUCUGUUCUGCUUUCUUCAAUUUGUGGCUGUGCUUGGUGGAGGAGUUGUGGGCUACCAAAGGAAACAAUGCAGUUCAAAAGAGAAGAAAUGAACAAGGGGGGAUGAAUUUGGUUGAUGGCUUUACAUUGAUAAUAGGAGGGGAUACUGUAUAGAACUACUGAGAGGCAAAAAAGAAAUCGGUCGGCACUACAAUGUGGGCCCAGUCUCCCCCUUCACUUGGUCUCUCUGAUGCUUUGAGCUUCCCAAUUGUCUCUUUUGUACAACAUUUAUCAGCGUUAAUUUUCUUCUUCCAAUUUUCUCACAUGUUUUCUUUGUACUUUUUUCUCCCUUCUAAUUACCCUUUAUUUUGUCCAUUUUUAGCUAUGUGAACCAUAUCAUAGAGAGGGCACCAAUGUUUGCCUUGCAUAGUUUCUUUGUUCAGUUUUGUGGUGGGUGUGGUUCUUGUAAUAGAGAAGGUCUAGUGAAUUGGUUAGAGGGCAAAAUUUUCUCAAAUGUAGUACUAGUGAAAUUAAUUAUAGACCAGUGUAAAUUAGAUUUUAAACACUUAUUAUAUUGAAGGUUCUUGUUCCAGCAUAAAAGCAAGUCAAAA
This is a messenger RNA of Quercus robur (English oak), 3652 nucleotides long. RefSeq lists its product as uncharacterized. The coding region runs from base 377 to 3028 and encodes 883 amino acids. Lineage: Eukaryota; Viridiplantae; Streptophyta; Magnoliopsida; Fagales; Fagaceae. The record is from RefSeq and is a predicted model, not a curated record. The transcript is spliced from 24 exons. Gene Ontology annotation, molecular function: protein phosphatase activator activity. Gene Ontology annotation, biological process: protein dephosphorylation. Gene Ontology annotation, cellular component: nucleoplasm; protein phosphatase 4 complex.